AUGCUUAUUUUUAUUGGUGCACUUGUUUUCUAUCUUGAAUUAACUUUAGAACAAUUUACUUGUGCUGGUCCACUAGCUGUUUGGAACGUCAAUCCAUUAUUACGAGGUGUUCCAUCAUUGGGCAACGUUGCAUAUUUUAAUGCUUUAUUUCCUUAUGUAAUGUUAAUUGUCUUAAUUAUUCGUGAAGCAACAUUGAGUGGUGCUAUUGAAGAUCAUAUGGCUAUAAAAACGGAUGUGAGUGUUGCUGAUGUGGCUAAAGGUGGUAAAUGA
This is a messenger RNA of Rotaria sordida, 270 nucleotides long. Lineage: Eukaryota; Metazoa; Rotifera; Eurotatoria; Philodinida; Philodinidae. The record is from the annotation of a GenBank genome assembly.